This is a messenger RNA of Trichoderma virens Gv29-8, 2343 nucleotides long. RefSeq lists its product as uncharacterized. NCBI's taxonomy places the organism in Eukaryota, Fungi, Ascomycota, Sordariomycetes, Hypocreales, Hypocreaceae. Gene Ontology annotation, biological process: regulation of DNA-templated transcription; DNA-templated transcription. The coding region runs from base 1 to 2343 and encodes 780 amino acids. Gene Ontology annotation, molecular function: DNA-binding transcription factor activity, RNA polymerase II-specific; zinc ion binding; DNA binding. The transcript has 5 exons. The record is from RefSeq and is a predicted model, not a curated record.
AUGGAUGACCCAAUCCAGCCAACGGCAUCCGGACGUCCCAGGAAACGGGCCGUGGAGGCUUGCAUUUUCUGUCGCAAGCGCAAGAUCAAGUGCAAUAAUGAACAGCCUGUAUGCGCCAACUGCAGGACGUACGGCAAGGAUUGCAUUUACGAACCGCUCAGUGAGUCGUCCCAAUUGCCAGCGCCUGGCAGGCUACGUGCACAGCCGUCCCACCGCUCCAAGGCCGCUCAGAGGAGACUCAGGUCUCGCGUCCCACGCAAUGAUGAACCUGCAGCCGUCUCUCCCGCCGGACUUGAACAGGACCCGGCCUGCCCGAAUACGACAUUUCCAGUGCACCAAGACCGGCAGUCACCCCACCGCCCUCAGAGCCGCGAAGGCUUGGUAUCCCCCGGCGUCUCUCGCCUGGUAGUCUCCGCCAACGGCGUGUCAAGCUACCACGGCCGGACCAGCGCAUUGUUUGACGAAAACCUACCAGAUCGGCUGCCCGGAGAGUUUCGGCCGCGCAUGCCAGAUGAGUGGGUUGAGAAAGGCCUCGUUGCAGAAGCAGCGAAACAGCGCCAGCUCGAAGAGCUCAAUUUCCGCGCGGGCAAACUAGAUUUCGACACGGUUGAUCCCGACUUGGGAAUGCACCUCUUGUCGCUCCACUGGAAUCGGCAGCAUCACUCGUUUCUCAUCACCUACCGGCCAGCCUUUAUGCGGGACAUGGCUUGCGGCGGCCCGUAUUUCAGCAAAUUGCUACUCAAUGCCAUCUACUUUGGCGCUGCCAAGUUCAGCCCUCGUCUCGAGGUCCGAAAAGACCCCGAUGAUCCCCGGACAGCAGGUUGGAAAUUUCGGCAGAGAGUACGCGAGCUUCUAGGUGGCUCUCUAGAUCGCAGUGAUAUCACUACAAUACAAGCAUUGCUAGUGAUGACGAAUUCCCUCUUUGCGUUGGGUGAUGAGCGGAAUGCUGCUUGGCUUUAUUCUGGCUUGGCAUUUCGAAUGAUUAUCGACUUGGGAAUACACGUUGAUAUCACUGAUAGAUCAGACACGAGAAGAUUAUCCGAUGAAGACAUCGAGAUCAGACGGCGAGUGUUCUGGGGAGCUUUUGUCGUCGACAAGAUCCAAAGCCUCUAUCAAGGACGUCCAGCAACUCUGAGGGAAUUGGAUGCCUUGGUCCCGAUCAAGUUCUUUGACACCUUUGAAGAGUUUGAGUUCUGGGAGCCGUUCGCUUACAGCCCCCAGCCCAAUCCCUAUCUCGGCUCAGCAGCCCACAGUGUCUCGACCUUUACUCAUUUGUGCAAGCUGUCGGUCGUGAUGAGCGACAUACUGAGCAAUAUAUACACAGAGCGCAUUUCCACAACAGACCUAUCUAAGGUGCUUCAGAGCCUCCACUCGAAGCUUACCACCUGGAGAGACGCAUUGCCCCCACAUCUGGUCAUCAAUUCUCGUGGUGAUGAAUACCCGUGUCCUCCGCCUCAUGUACUCAGCUUGCACGCAAUGUACUACGUUUUAAUCAUACUCCUCCACCGGCCUUUUGUCGCAGACGGUCACCUCCACAACAUGUCCCGCUCCAUCUCGGUCAACUCAUUCAUCGAGUGUGCCUCGGCAGCCUCCAAUAUUGUCUCUCUUCUCCGGGCAUACGACCAGGCCUUUUCAGUUCGACGGGCUCCAUAUCUGAUCUCGUAUGCCACGUACGUAGCGGCAACAAUACAUACUCGCAUAGCGGCCAAGCGUGCACAUGCGUCCAAAGAGCAUCGUAAUCUCGAGACCUGUCUUGCCGUUUUCCGUGAAAACCAAGCAACAAACUGGGCGGUCAGGAGAGCAAACCUCGUGAUUAGAAAUCUGAUGAAGCGUCUUGGAGUCUCCAUCGAUGAGGGAGAGGAAGGUUUGCGUAUCCACGUUGACAGGGAGGCAGGACCUGCCUUGCCCAUGGUUGGGUCAGCCGGCUCAGCACAAGGGGCUAGCCUCCCAGCAAACCCCCCCAGUGAUGGCCGACCAGCUGGAUCCCCUAGCAACAGUUGGCUUAACAUUGACGAGAUUAUGCAGAGUUUUGUUCGUGAAGGUGAACAAUGCGGCCAAAAAAAUAGCGUGGUUCAACCGAUGGUGCAACAGGACGACUUAUCAUCGGUACAGAGGGGCUCCGCUUCUCUUCAAACUCCCAAGUCAAUUCAGUACGGCCCUGAAAUAAUGCAUUCACAGCCCAGGGACCAUAUUGCAAGGCAAGACGGCGAGACUCAAGCGGCAACUUGGCAUCAUCCCGGCACAGACGACAUAGUCGGAACUAGUUCUGUGGAUGAUUUGCUUUUCGGCUUUAAUGGCUCAGCACUGGAUAGCUUCCAAUUCCUCGAAUGGGAGUCGAUGUAA